GUGCGUCGGAGCCUCAGGGGCAGUGGUGGGCCCGCUCGCCCUAAGAUCUCACCAUCGCCAUGAACAAUAAGGAAUGCUUCAAGUGUGGACGCUCUGGCCACUGGGCCCGGGGAUGCCCUAGAGGAGGAGGAAGUCAAGGGCGUGGAGCUAGAGGCCGUGGCAGAGGUUCCCAGUGCAGUUCCACCAACCCGUCUGACAUCUGUUACCGCUGUGGUGAGUCUGGUCAUCAUGCUAAGAAUUGUGAUCUUCUCGAGGACAUCUGCUACAACUGUGGGAGAAGUGGCCACAUCGCCAAAGAUUGUACUGAGCCUAAGCGAGAGAGAGAGCAGUGUUGUUACACUUGUGGCAGACCAGGCCAUCUGGCUCGUGAUUGUGACCGUCAGGAAGAGCAGAAGUGCUACUCUUGUGGUGAAUAUGGCCACAUUCAGAAAGACUGCACCCAAGUCAAAUGCUACCGGUGCGGUGAGAUUGGCCACAUGGCCAUCAACUGCAGCAAGACGAGUGAAGUCAACUGCUACCGCUGUGGCGAGUCUGGACAUCUGGCCCGGGAAUGCCCCAUUGAGGCUACCGCUUAAUUUUUUUUCCUUUGUCCCUCCCUCCUUUUGUUGAUAGAUAAUUGUAUUAUUUUCUCUCAAACCAUUUCACUGACCAAAAGUUGAUAGAUGGAGGCUACUCCCAGGCUAGGAGGAAAGGGCUGGAAAAAAAAUCUCCAAAUAA
Puma concolor (puma) is the source of this 717-nucleotide messenger RNA. NCBI's taxonomy places the organism in Eukaryota, Metazoa, Chordata, Mammalia, Carnivora, Felidae. The record is from RefSeq and is a predicted model, not a curated record.